Molecule: messenger RNA, 1488 nt
Organism: Orcinus orca (killer whale)
Lineage: Eukaryota; Metazoa; Chordata; Mammalia; Artiodactyla; Delphinidae
Product: olfactory receptor 226
Biological process (GO): G protein-coupled receptor signaling pathway
Cellular component (GO): membrane
Molecular function (GO): olfactory receptor activity; G protein-coupled receptor activity
Source: RefSeq, a predicted model, not a curated record
ACAAAGUAGCUUAUUUUUGUCCACUUUUAUCUUAGCGCAUUCCCAGAUUACAGAAGAGAACAACGGCCUCAGCUCAGCGAUGAAUUAUACGCACUACACACGUUGCAUUCUACUAAUACAAACCCAGCGAGAGGAAGUCUGGGUUCUUGCUGCUGCUGCCUCCUGAGGACACUCUAUUCUCUUCUGAAGAGCAGCAGGCAUGACUGACACCAUGGAGAGGAAGAACCAGAGUGGGAGAGUGAGUGAGUCUGUGUUGCUGGGCUUCCCAGCUCCUGUGCCACUGCGGGCACUAUUAUUUGCCCUUCCUCUGCUGGCCCAUGUGUUGGUGCUGACUGAGAACACACUCAUCAUUAUGGCAAUCAGGAACCACCCCAGCCUCCACAAACCCAUGUACUUCUUUCUGGCCAACAUGUCCUUCCUGGAGAUUUGGUACGUUACCAUCACUAUUCCCAAGAUGCUAGCUGGCUUUGUUGGCUUCAAACAGGGCCAUGGGCAGCUAAUCUCCUUUGAGGGCUGCAUGACGCAGCUCUACUUUUUCCUGGGCCUGGGAUGCACUGAGUGUGUCCUCCUUGCAGUUAUGGCUUAUGAUUGUUAUGUGGCCAUCUGCCGUCCUCUCCACUACCCUGUCAUUGUCAGUGGCCGGCUGUGUGUGCAGCUGGUAGCUGGCUCCUGGGCUGGAGGUUUUGGCAUCUCCAUGGUAAAAGUUUUUCUCAUUUCUCACCUCUCGUACUGUGGCCCCAACAACAUCAACCACUUUUUCUGUGAUGUCUCCCCAUUGCUCAACCUUUCAUGCACUGACACGUCCACAGCAGAGCUUACAGACUUUGUCCUGGCCAUUUUCAUACUGCUGAGGCCACUCUCUGUCACCAGGGCCUCCUAUAUGGCCAUCACCAGUGCUGUGAUGUGCAUUCCCUCAGCUUCUGGGCUCCAUAAAGCCUUUUCCACCUGUGCCUCUCACCUUGUUGUGGUCAUCUUCUAUGCAGUCAGUAUCUUCAUCUAUGCCCGCCCAAAGGCAAUCUCAGCUUGUGACACCAACAAGCUGGUGCCUGUACUCUACGCUGUCAUUGUACCACUGCUCAACCCUAUCAUUUACUGCUUGCACAACCAAGAGGUAAAGAGAGCCUUACGCCGUACUCUGCGCCUAUACCAGGGCCGUGAUGCUAAGCCUGGGAAAGCUAGCAGAGUUGGGUAGAAGGGAGGUGUUAAAUCUUAGAUAAUGCUCUUAAACUUAGGAUCUAUGUCUUCUAUAAAGUCCAGAGGAGCUCUUAGAGCCUAAAUUAGGGACUAGAGUUUCAAAGGUUCCACCAAAGAACUAGUUUAGGAGGAAGAGAGGUGGAUUACAAGCUAGAAAUUGGAUUUCUUCCAGACAAGGUCUUAACAUACAGGCUAGGAGUUGAUCCCAUGUUGUCUGCUCUGUUGUAAUUUACGUAGAGCAGGUUCAUGACUCAUGCAUCCUGGUGGGGUGGAAAGGGAUGACUAUGAGCACAA